AGAGCUGGAGCCGGAGCCGGGCGGGCGCCAUGGAGGGGCUGCGGCGGGGGCUGUCGCGCUGGAAGCGCUACCACAUCAAGGUGCACCUGGCGGACGAGGCGCUGCUGCUACCGCUGACCGUGCGGCCGCGGGACACGCUCAGCGACCUGCGCGCCCAGCUGGUGGGCCAGGGCGUGAGCUCCUGGAAGCGCGCCUUCUACUACAACGCGCGGCGGCUGGACGACCACCAGACGGUGCGCGACGCGCGCCUGCAGGACGGCUCGGUGCUGCUGCUCGUCAGCGACCCCAGGUAGUCUGGGUUGGAGGAGGCAGAGCCAUGACCAAGGGGACCUGGGUACUGGCUGAAGGAAUAGGCUGGGGUAGAGGGCACUUUUGGAAGGCACUUCUCCUGCCUCCCGGGAGCCUAGAUCUCACUCCAGGGUCUGGGCUCCCAGGUGGACCAUGAAACCCUGGCCUGACCAGCUGAUGCACACUGCUUCAGACACUCCUGCUGGAGCCCCAGUCCCUGACAAGGACCUAGGACAUUUUUGCUCCUGCCCAGCCUAUCGGGAGGGAGCCUUGAGCCUUUCAGCUCUGCUGUGUGACUUUGAGGUUGUUGCUCCCCUCUUGGGGCCCUGGGUGCCCUGUCUUCAGUGGAAAGCACUGUGCCACCUUGGAAAGCUCCCAUGGGCAGCCAGAGGGCAUCGCAAGAAGAGAAGCACAGAAGGGGCAGGAGAGACACUCAGAGGCACUUCCGCUCUUGCCCAGGACAUUUUCCCAGCCACACCUUUGCCCAAGCCGUGCCCCCUGCCUGGAGCACUUUUCAACCUCUUCUCUGCAGCUCCAAUACACCUGGGAUUGCAGUCUCCUCCAGGAAGUCUUCUCAGAUUCCCUCCUUCCCAGCCAGAGAGCACCUAGCCUUCUUUGGGGCCCCCACAGGCCCUUUGUGCAGUGAACAGCCCUGGCUGGGGGUGCAGCCAGUCGUGUCCGAACUCUCCAAUGACUAAGCGGGGAGAUGCGGACAUCCUAGCUCCUUCUCAGGCCUCCAACUGUGCCCCAUUUCCACCCCCAAAUACCUCCCCAGGAGGCACCUGUGCCCACCCCCUGGGCUGUUUCCCCCUUCCCCUUAAAUCCGGAUGCCUCGUCUUGCAUAGGGUCUUGGGGCAGCGGGGAAGGGGUUCUGAAGAACUCUGGCCAAGAGGACGAGGAUCUGGGGGUGGGGAACUGGGCCUAGCUGUGGGAGGUCAUCGCGGGGCAUUGCAGGGAGUGCGUUGUGGGAAUUCCGGGUGGAGACCCUCAGGGCAGUGUGCCGGGCCUCCGUUGCACCUCUGACCUGCAGCCACGUCAUCGUUGCGCAGCCCCUGGGGAGGGUCUUUGGGGAGGGGGUGCCGAGGCUACGCAUGUCCUCGAGGGCCGUGUACACUCUCCAGGCACCAUGGGCGGAGGCGCCAGAGGCUGGGAAGAAAUAAUGUUUUAGUUAAGAGUCCUGUUGGCUGCAGGACUCAGAGCAUGGACAGGUGGAUAGUAAAUCACCACCACGGGGACAGCCGUGCCCAGACUGUGCGUUUGCUUAGCUCGGGGACAGCACUUGGCCCGGGGUCUCCUGCUCGCCUCCCUUCAGAGCAUCUGCCAAACUUCGGGCAUCUACCCUGCAAUUCCCGCUUGGCUGAGAGGAGGGGGAGAAGGAGGGGAAGAGAGAGGAGCCCCACUUCACUCCGGCAGGCAGACCUGCUGGAGCUGCUUUGCAGAAUGACUUGGGUCUUGCUGGCCCCUGGGUGUGCCUGGAGGGGGGUCUUCCUAUCCCCCUCCACCUCUCCCCUUGGUGCCUAACCCAGGACUUUGUCCCCAGAGACCCACUGUGUGCCCCCUGGAGCUCCUCCUAGAGCAGAGUCUGCUGCUGUCUGUUCUGCAGAGGGUAGCCUGAGGCCCAAGGAGGUUGUCAGGGACACACAGCAGGGGGAGGCAGCCCAGAUCCCUGCUCAUGCGUGGUUUGGGCCUCUGCUAACAGCUGGGCCACAUGCGUGUAUCUAGAGCCUGGGUCCCCUCUGUCCUCAUUUCCCUGUGCAUAUUCAGGGACAUGCCUCGUCAGGGUUUGGCAAGAAAAUGGGGCAUUUAAUAAUCUCCCCAGUUUCAUUCCUUGGUCCUUACUCCAUGCCAGGACUUGUGCACAUCUUUUUGGAGCCCUGUCUCACUUGAUUGACAGCCGGCCAGGCGCGGUGGCUCACGCCUGUAAUCCCAGCACUUUGGGAGGACGAGGCAGGCGGAUCAUGAGGUCAGGAGAUGGAGACCAUCCUGGCUAACACGGUGAAACCCCGUCUCUACUAAAAGUACAAAAAAAAUAGCCGGGCCUGGUGGCGGGCGCCUGUAGUCCCAGCUACUUGGUAGGCUGAGGCAGGAGAAUGGCGGGAACCCGGGAGGCAGAGGUUGCAGUGAGCUGAGAUCACGCCACUGCACUCCAGCCUGGGCGACAGAGCGAGACUCCGUCUCAAAAAAAAAAAAAAAAAAGAUUGACAGCCUCACUGCUCAGGGGCCAGGAUAACAGCCCAUUUUACAGAUGGCUUUUGGCUUGCCCAAGGUCACCACCCUCUGAACUGAGGCGUCCCCAACCCAUGCCGGGAGCUGGUGGAGGAAGUGGGGAAGGGUUUCCCGCUUCUCCACUGGGGGUGGAGGUGGGAGAAAGCAUUUUCAGGGUGUUUUGACAUUUAACAAACAGUAUGCAAAUCACAUGCAAAUCGCAUGCAAAUCACCACCCAUUUCUUAAGCCUCGACAGCGCUGGCAUGUUCUGAAAUAAUAAUGUUGGACCUGUCCCUUGAUGAUGACCUGGGUCGGGAGGUGCACGGCCUUUUCCUUCCUCCGUCUUCCCUUCCCUUCCCUUCCCUUCCCAUCUGUUCUCCCUUCCUUCGCCCCCUUCCUUUCCUCUCCCUCCCUAUCUUCCAUUUUUCUCUUCUUCCUUCACAUCAUUUGUCCAAGACCUCCCUGGCCUGAGAUAAACAUAAGUUGCAAAAGUGGCUUCCUGCAGCCCAUUUUCCAGGUUGGGAAACUGAGGCAUGGGCCUAAGGUCCCACAGCCACACCGAGGAAAGCAGCCCCCACUGAAUGUCACCAUGCACCAAAGUGCAUGGUCCUCGUGACACAAAGAGGGGAGAUGACAGUGGCUGGAGUUGUCAGAGCUGCUUUGAGGAAGCUCCAGGCCUGAUAGGCUUGACAGGGCCAAGGGGAACUAUUGUGGAAUGUCUUGGCCUUGAAUGACAGGCUGCUGAUUUUGGAUCUGGAGAAAGCUCACACUGACUCUUCCUGCUCCCCCAGUCUGUUUUUCUCCUGCUACUCCAUCCAUGUAUCCCUGAGUUUGGGCCACAGUCCCUCCACUUGGUUUGCAUGUCCCACCUUCUUUGUUUGGCAAGCUCCUAUUCAUCCUUCAAAGCCCUAGCUUCAAUACCUGCUACUUCAUGCAGCCAUUGCUUAUCCUUCAAGGAGAGCCUACUUCCCUCAAGGACCCUGCUGCUUCCAGUCUCACCUUCUGACUCACUCGGGAUCCACUGAACUGGGAGGUCUGUGUCUCCUCCCAGCAGAGUCAUCACUACCUUUGGGGCCGCAGGAUCACCCAGCUUGGAACUAGAUACAGAAAUGCUGUUUUGAGAGUGUACUGAAUAAAAGAUUACAUGUUUGAAAACAA
This is a messenger RNA of Homo sapiens (human), 3652 nucleotides long. RefSeq names its product TINCR ubiquitin domain containing (gene TINCR). The record is from RefSeq and is marked validated. The coding region runs from base 30 to 293 and encodes 87 amino acids. The transcript is spliced from 3 exons. NCBI's taxonomy places the organism in Eukaryota, Metazoa, Chordata, Mammalia, Primates, Hominidae.